AUCAUCACACUUGCAGCUCCAGUUGAAAGUCAAGAAGACAACUUCAGCAGCUGAGGACAAACUGGGUGGACGGAGACAGAGGGAGACAAAAACAGAGAUAUAUUUGAAGGCUGUGUGGUCACUUAAGACUUAAGGUUGGAGAAAUGGCCGCAGAUAACAUGAAGGUUGCUGCUCUGGGUCGACCUUUCACCCUAGGAAUGCUCUAUGAUGCUCGGAAAGAUCAACUAAUCCCAGGUUUGACUUUGUGGGAUGAUAAAACUCUACAAGAGAACACAGUUGAAAGCUCUCAGCACAGCAGCGCAUUUGACACGUCUGCAUCUGACUCCAUUGAAUCCAAGUCCUUUCUGCUGGAUGUUGAUGCUUCUCUGAAGGCCAGUUUCCUGGGUGGACUGAUUGAAGUUGGAGGAUCUGCCAAGUAUCUGAAUGAUAAGAAGAAAUUCAAGAAUCAGAGCAGAGUGACAUUUCAGUACAAAGCUACCACACACUUCAAACAGUUGUCAAUGACUCACCUUGUAACCAUGGAUGCCAAACAGACAGAUGUUAUUAAGAAGGCCUCUGCAACUCAUGUAGUCACAGGCAUCCUUUAUGGAGCAAACGCUUUCUUUGUGUUUGACAGUGAGAAGUUAGACGCCAGCAGCGUUCAGAACAUCCAGGGCAGCAUGGAAGCUGUGAUAAAGAAGAUCCCCUCAUUUAAUAUUGAGGGGAAAGUUGAACUAAAGCUAAAUGAUGAAGAAAAAGCUCUGACUGAGAAAGUCUCCUGCAAAUUCUACGGAGACUUCAUUCUUGAAAGCAACCCUGCAACAUUUGAAGACGCAGUGAAGACCUAUGUAGAUCUUCCAAAGCUGUUGGGAGGAAACGGAGAGAGGAGUGUUCCACUGAAGGUCUGGCUGAUGCCACUGAAGAAUUUGGAUCCCGAGGCUCCUGAGCUGAUGAGUGGGAUCAGCAUUGGAUUAGUGAGGAAGGCUCAAAAUGCUCUAGAAGAUUUAAAGCAAAUAGUAAUGAGAUGCAAUGAUGUUCUGGACAGAGAGCAUUUUCCACAGAUUGAAGAAAAGUUAAGCAGAUUCCAGAAUGUGUGUAAAUAUUAUGCAGCUAAACUCCAGCAGACCAUGGAGAAGAAAUUUCCCCUCAUCCGUGAUGGUAAAGAAGAUGAGAGCUCCACAAAACAACUCUUUGAAGACAGAGACAAGUCACCGUUCAGCCAUGAGAAACUAAGCAAGUGGAUGGACCAUAAAGAGAGAGAAAUCAACAUCAUCAGGUCCUGUGUAGAAAAGAUGGAGGGAACACAGAUUGUCCACAAUCAGUCAGAGCUGGACAGAGAGGUUCUUGCUGCAGAUGUGGAGGAUGCUCUGUGCUUUGUUUUCACCUCCCUGGAGAGUGCUGAUCCCUGCCUUGAUGUGAUGGCCGACUACUUGGAUUCACUCAACUUAGAAUGUACCCAUGAAGACCCGUGGUACUUCUCAGAUGAAGUUUUUACCAAAAUGAGAGAAAAAGCCAAAUCUUUCUCUUAUCUUGCCAAAGCACUGAAGAACAACAGCCGAUUCUGUUUCCUCAUAGCAGCCAUAGCAAAUAAGAAAUACACAGGAGCAACCAUCUACCAUUACAAGGAGGGCAUUCUGGUCUCUGAGGAUUUCUCUAAGCCUGACCUCCCUCCUGUGGAGAAAAUCACUGACAGAAGAGAUUUGAUCUGGUAUGCCUGUGAUCUCACCCUGGACUCGGACACUGUGAACGGCUACCUCACUCUGUCUGAGGGAAACAAAAAGGCAACAUGUGGAGCGUGGCAGACGUAUCCUGAUCACCCAGAGAGGUUUGAUACACAUACUCAGGUGAUGUGCAAAGAGAGGUUAAAGGGGCGACAUUACUGGGAGGUAGAGUGGAGUGUCAUGUCUAAAGCAUCAGUUUACAUAGGUGUUGCAUACAAUGUAAUCGAAAGAAAAGCAAUGGAUGAACAAAGCCAGCUUGGGAACAACACCAUUUCAUGGUGUUUUGGCCAAGGUAAUUCCUCACUUUGCGCAUUUCAUAAUGGCAGGGUGUGGAGUCAUUCUUUUCCCUCUACUGGCUGCAACAGAGUUGGGGUGUUUCUGGAUUGGCCUGCUGGAACUCUGUCCUACUACAGAGUCUCCUCUGACUCACUGAGUCACCUCUACACCUUUAAAACCACAUUCACUGAGCCAGUUUACCCAUGUUUCUGGGUUAAUCAAAAUUACAACUACGUGCACCUGCAUCUGGCUGAUUAAGAGCGAUGAGAAAGAGUUGAUAGAUCCUUUGUCUGUUCAGUGACAUGGGUUUACAUUUAAAAUUUAAAGUGCAACUAAACAUCAUAUUUUAGCUUGAACCUGCUUCACAAAUUUCAAAACUGCAUUCAGCCCCAGAGAGACCAGGAUAAUUGAUGAUGUAAAAAAAAAAACACAUCUCAUUUUCUGUUUAUCUGUUCAUGGUGAUUCUUUGCUCAGCCUUCUUUAAAACUGAUUUGUGUUUCACAGCUUCAGAAUAACUUAUUUUAUUUGUUGCAAGUUUCUAUUGUAAUUGCUUAUAGUUAAAGAUACAGAGGAUAUAUCAAUACACAAUUACAACGUCAACGCUAGUAUGUUGAAAUAGAAAAGAAAACCUUUACAUAAAUGAAUUGAAUUGUUGAAUUUCCCAUGUUGAUUAUGUUUGGACAUAAGGUAGCUAAUGUGCCUAUUAUUUAAUUUAGCAUUUGUUAUUUUCUUCGUUUACAGUAUUUUAAAAAAUAAUUAGGAAUAUUGUAGUUUUUUCCCAUCUACACCUUAAACCUAACCUAGAGUUCAAUAUAUGACUAUACUGUUCUGAGCAUAGAAUCACUGUUAACACCUUUUCUUUUAGCUGUAAAGCACAUUACUGAAGCACUGUAAUUUUCUAUGUAUUAGUUCAUGUUUAUUCAAUGAUCAGCCAUCUUCUCAGAUUUCUCAGAUUUAUUUUUUAUUGUUACUUUCUAAUUCUUGAUACAGAGCUCAUAUCUAUACACAAUUGUUAUAGUGUAAUAGUGUCAACACUAGUAUGUCGAAACUGAUACUCACAGCUCAUGUAAAAGAUGAUUUACCUGUUUUGUUGAAUCUAUAAUGUUCAUUAUGUUGGGACAUAAAGUAGCUAACCUGUCUAUUGUUUAAUUUAGCAUUGGUUCAUAUUCUUCUUUGUGUUAUAUUUUAAAAACAAUUAUCUUUUUGGAAUACAAGAUUAAUCUUUUGUUUUUAUUGUCUACACCUUAACUCUGACCUACGGUUCAAUUGAUGCUUUUACUGUUCUGAUGAGAGAGUCACUGUUUUCUUAGAUGUUAGGCACAUUGCUGGUGUUCACAUAGUUGAAGCAAUGUAAUUUUCUAUGUUGAGUCUAUGCACAGCCUUCCUCUCAAAUUGAUUUAUGCUUCACAGUCAGUUUAAACUUGUAAUACUUUACUACAUUACAGAUUGUAUAUUGAUUGAUUGAUUGAUUUAUUGUUACUUUCUAAUUCCUGAUACUUAAAGAAUACAGAGCUUAUAUCAAUACACAAAAUUAUAAUUCCAAAGGUACUGUGUUUAAAGUGAUACUCAUUUGUUCAUGUCAGUAUAUAUUUUAGCUAAAUUUAUCAUGUUGAUUAUGUUUGGCAUGAGAUUAAUUUGCCUAUUGCCUAUCCAGCAUUGGUUCAUUUUCUUCUUUGUGCAGUAUCUUAAAAAUAAUAAUCUUUUCAGAAUACAACAUUAAUCUUUUUGUUUAUAUCAAGUCUACACCUUAACCCUGACAUAGGACUUGACUGUUCUGAGCAGAGAGUCACUGUUAACACAUUGCUGAUUUUUAUAGAGCUGAAGCAAUGUCAGAUUCCUUUUUCAUUUUAUGUUGAGCAGAAUAUUCAAUAAAGUGUAGAGAUGAGUUUA
Messenger RNA from Micropterus salmoides (largemouth bass), 3866 nucleotides. RefSeq names its product neoverrucotoxin subunit beta-like. Lineage: Eukaryota; Metazoa; Chordata; Actinopteri; Centrarchiformes; Centrarchidae. Bases 144 to 2234 code for a protein of 696 amino acids. The transcript has 3 exons. Gene Ontology annotation, molecular function: protein binding. The record is from RefSeq and is a predicted model, not a curated record.